Medicago truncatula (barrel medic) is the source of this 1744-nucleotide messenger RNA. Its product is annotated as AT-hook motif nuclear-localized protein 9. The record is from RefSeq and is a predicted model, not a curated record. The transcript is spliced from 6 exons. Bases 473 to 1504 code for a protein of 343 amino acids. Gene Ontology annotation, molecular function: minor groove of adenine-thymine-rich DNA binding. Lineage: Eukaryota; Viridiplantae; Streptophyta; Magnoliopsida; Fabales; Fabaceae.
AGAAAAAAACAGACACUCACAACAAACAUAGCAUAGCAAAACACUAUUCAACAUUCAUGUUUUUUUUUCUUCCUUUUUUUUUACAUUCUGUAGUUAAUGUUGUUUGUUCUCAUCUUCUGUUUCUUUCUUUGCACUCACUCACUUUUUUGCUCUCUCUCUCUCUCUCUCUCUUCUGUGCUCUUCUGUCACCCACCAUCAUCUCUCUUUAAUUCCCCAUAUGAAACCGUUGAACAUUUUUCAACUUUCACACUAGCUUCCACCACAAAUUCAUGAAGAAUAUGAACCACUUUAUCACAAUCACAAUUCACAAUUCAGAAUACCCUCUUGAGUUUUGAUUCUCUCUCUCUCUCUCUCUCUCUCUCUCUCUCUCUCUCUCUUCAUAUAGAUAGGUGGUUAAGUUUGGAUUGCUGAAUAUUAAAGGGAAGUUCAAUUUUGGUUGUCAAAGAUUGUGAAGGGACUUGAAUUUAAAUGCAUGGAUCGAGGGGACCAAAUGGCGGCAUUAUCCGGUUCUGCAUCAUACUUUAUGCAGAGAGGAUUACCUGGUUCUGGAAACCAACAUGAGUUGCAUAAUUCGCCUGGUAUUCGUCCACUGAAUACCAAUUCAUCGUUUCAAUCAAGCAUUGGUGGUGGUGGUACUAUUGGAUCCACGUUGCCGAUGGAUUCUUCUGGAAUUGGAUCUCAAUGUAUCAAUGUAGGUGCUUCUUCUGGGGGUGCUGCUUCAACCGGUGAACCUGCCAAAAGGAAGCGUGGAAGGCCUAGAAAAUACGGGGCUGAUGGAAGUGUGUCCUUAGCAUUGACUCCAACAACACCAGCAAGCCAUCCUGGAACCGUACCGCAAGUCCAGAAACGCGGUCGAGGGCGCCCUCCAGGGUCCGGGAAAAAACAACAGUUGGCUUCUUUCGGUGGUUUGAUCUCCAGUUCAGCUGGAAAUGGUUUCACUCCUCAUGUCAUCUCAAUUGCAAUUGGAGAAGACAUUGCAACAAAAAUUCUGGCAUUUUCUCAGCAGGGACCUAGAACUAUAUUUGUUAUGUCGGCCAAUGGUGCUGUCUCUACUGUGACACUUUGUCAGGCUUCGACAUCUGGGGGUUCUGUCACAUAUGAGGGGCGUUUUGAGAUACUAAGCCUGACAGGCUCUUACUUGGUUGCUGAUAAUGAUGGCUCGCGUAAUCGAACGGGUUCAUUAAGUGUUUCUCUUGCCAGUCCUGACGGUCGUGUCAUUGGUGGAGGCGUCGGUGGAUUGCUCAUUGCUGCAAGUCCUGUUCAGGUGAUAAUUGGGAGCUUUAUGUGGGGUGGACCAAAAACCAAGAACAAGAAGAAUGAAGAUUCAGAAGAUCAAGAAGUUGGUGUAGAGGAAAAUCAUCAUCAUGGAGUUCAUAAUCCAGCUGCAAUGAAUAGCAUGUCACCAAAUCAAAAUCUGACUCCAACAUCUCUCAAUUCUUGGCCUGCAUCGCGUCCAUUGGAUAUGCGUAAUUCUCAUAUCGACAUUGAUUUAAUGCGUGGGUGACAAUUUAUUUAUUUAUUAGCAUACACCAGUAUUGGAUAUACAUGUUUAAGAUUCAUGGUCACUCAUCUAAUUUUCGCCUAGUAAUGACUCAAUGUGAAGUUCAAACUAUAGAGUAGAAUUCUUUCUUGACUUUUGGAAUUUGAUUAAUGUCAGCUAUGGUUGAUUGACUUUAGAGGUUGUACUCAUAUUUUUGUAGAUGUGAGGAAUUUUAAUUUUAAGAUUUUGCCUUUUGUGGUUCAA